Messenger RNA from Pseudoliparis swirei, 2576 nucleotides. RefSeq names its product aspartyl aminopeptidase (gene dnpep). Gene Ontology annotation, biological process: proteolysis. The record is from RefSeq and is a predicted model, not a curated record. NCBI's taxonomy places the organism in Eukaryota, Metazoa, Chordata, Actinopteri, Perciformes, Liparidae. Gene Ontology annotation, molecular function: zinc ion binding; aminopeptidase activity. Bases 66 to 1490 code for a protein of 474 amino acids. The transcript is spliced from 15 exons.
AAAUCCGUUUCCGGCUGUCAGCGCUGUGCCGUUGAACCGGAGUUCAUAGUUUGAAAGUGCCGUUAAUGCAGUGUCUGAAGAUGAAGAGCUCCAAAGAGGCCGUGCAGUCUGCAGCCAAAGAGUUCCUGCAGUUUGUCAACAGAGGGGUGUCUCCGUAUCACGUGGUUGAAGAAUGCAAGCGGCGUCUGCUGCAGGCGGGCUUCAUCGAGCUGAAGGAGACGGAGCAGUGGGACAUCAAGCCGUCUAGCAAGUACUUUGUCACCAGGAACUUCUCCAGCCUCAUCGCCUUCGCUGUGGGCGGACGCUUCCUGCCAGGAAACGGCUUCUCCAUGGUCGGCGCCCACACAGACAGCCCCUGCCUCAGGGUGAAGCCGCGGUCCAAGAGGACGAAGCAGGGCUGCCUGCAGGUCGCGGUGGAGUGCUACGGAGGCGGCAUCUGGAACACCUGGUUCGACCGCGACCUGACCGUCGCCGGCCGCGUGAUGGUCAAGAGCGACGGCCGGCUGGUCCACCGGCUGCUCCACGUGGCCAGGCCGCUGCUCCGGAUCCCUCACCUGGCCAUCCACCUGCAGAGGGACAUGAACGACUCCUUCGGGCCCAACAAGGAGAACCACCUCGUGCCGAUCAUCGCCACCGCCGUCCAGGAGGAGCUGGAGACGGGCUGCGCGUCCUCCGGAGACGCCACCUGUGCUGUCACCACGGCGGAGAAGCACCACCCGGUGCUGGUGAAGCUUCUGUGUUCAGAGCUGGGCGUGGAGCCCGACGCCCUGCUGGACUUUGAGCUCUGUCUGGCCGACACGCAGCCCGCGGCGCUGGGAGGCGUGUACGAAGAGUUCAUCUACUCUCCUCGUCUGGACAACCUCCACAGCUGCUACUGCGCCCUGCAGGCGCUGGUGGAGUCGUGCUCAGGGGACUCUCUGGCUAAAGAUCCCAACGUCCGCAUGAUCACUCUGUACGACAACGAAGAGGUGGGGUCAGAGAGCGCUCAGGGUGCUCAGUCCAACCUGACGGAGCUCAUCCUCAGCCGCCUCUCCGCCACCGCCUCCAACCUCACCGCCUUCCAGCAGGCGGCGCCGCUCUCCUUCAUGAUCAGCGCCGACAUGGCGCACGCCGUGCACCCCAACUACCAGGAGAAGCACGAGGAGAACCAUCGUCCUGCUUUCCACAAGGGCCCGGUGAUCAAGUUCAACAGCAACCAGCGCUACGCCACGACGGCCGUCACCGCCUCCGUGGUCAGAGAGGUCGCCGGGCGCGUCGGCGUGCCGCUGCAGGACGUGAUGGUGCGUAACGACACCGCCUGUGGGACCACCAUCGGGCCCAUCCUCGCCGCCCGCCUCGGCAUCCCCGUGGCGGACAUCGGAGCGCCGCAGCUCUCCAUGCACUCCAUCCGAGAGAUGUGCUGCACCUCCAGCGUCCUGCAGAGCACCACCCUCUUCAAGGGUUUCUUCGAGUGGUUCCCCACCGUGAGGAGCCUGCUGGUUGUUGACUAGAGCCGGACGAACCACAGCCGAUGGAUGUCAUGUUCAACAUGGGACGUAAAGAAUAUCGACGUCUUGACUUCUGUAAAAAUCGACACACGUUCGUGUUGAAGAUGCUUUUACGACUCAUAAAUGUACGAUGUUUUCCUAAAAACUGAAAUCGUUUAGAAAAAAAAUAAAACUCUGGAUGUUUUUUUUCAUCAUCUCCUCUUUCUGUCAGAGUUCUCCUCUUUGAUUAGUUAAGAAUCAGGAAGGUUUCAUCCUGCAGGAGAAGCUGUGAUUUAUUUAUUUAAUAAAAUCCCAGCGAGGAUCCAGAUGUGCCACGUAUUUAUAUUUAUAUAUAAAUAUAUAUUUACUUUCAUUUAUAGAUUUAUAUAUAUAUAUAUACACACUUUAAACACAGCAACACAUGGCUUCACUUCCCCCCACCGCUUCCUCCAGUUGGUAUCUCCCGGACCUAUAAAUCGGUGGUCAUGGACCUUGGGAACUAUUUUGCCAGAUCACCCUGAGAAGAGGAGGCAGGUUCCAGAGAUCCCUGGGAGGAAGAGACCAGUAACAGGUAGGUUGUUGCAAUACAUACACACGCACCACACACUCACUGCAUGUCUGCAGCCACAUGGCUAUGUUUUACGCAGUAACAAAUGGGACACUCCCUGCAUUUCCUGACUUUUAGCAGGGAGAUCAAUGGACCACUUUGUGUUGGUGUAGCCAUGUGCUCAGACAUGCACUCUACAACAUACAUCCACACACGUGUGUGAGAGGUGGGGUUCCUUUACCCCGCCUCUCACACACCAUCUCUAUUCCAGGUCCCUGGACGGUGUGCAGCUGUUGGUCUGUAACUCGCCAAUGGACAUGGAGCUGACCCCCAACGUGGAGGUGAGAGGGCGGAGGAGCCGCUGCAGAAGGACGCCGGAGGAGCCGCUGCAGGAGGAGGCCGGAGGAGCCGCUGCAGGAGGAGGCCGGAGCAGUGGUGCGGCGAGACUCUGCUGCUCGUGGCGCCCCCUGCGGGACAGAAAGAAUACUGCAGCUGCCUUUUGGUUAUAUUUACAAGGCCUAUUUUUUUACCUGUUCAAAAUAAAUAUGAAUUUAUAUAUUUCA